Pundamilia nyererei is the source of this 2276-nucleotide messenger RNA. It is a transcript of the gene prdm1b, whose product is annotated as PR domain containing 1b, with ZNF domain. The transcript has 5 exons. Gene Ontology annotation, biological process: regulation of transcription by RNA polymerase II; cell fate commitment. The coding region runs from base 90 to 1955 and encodes 621 amino acids. Gene Ontology annotation, molecular function: protein binding; DNA-binding transcription factor activity; RNA polymerase II cis-regulatory region sequence-specific DNA binding. Lineage: Eukaryota; Metazoa; Chordata; Actinopteri; Cichliformes; Cichlidae. Gene Ontology annotation, cellular component: cytoplasm; nucleus. The record is from RefSeq and is a predicted model, not a curated record.
UCAGCACAGAGGAGAGGUGUAAGGCACGAACCAAAGGAGCAAAAUACUGUCACUGAUAACUGAAGAGGAUACAGGAUAUUUAAUUGCCCAUGGCAGAGAUUUAUAGCGGUGGACAGCUCCAACACUUCAUUGAUGGCUACGAUGUCCACAGGAGCAAUUGGAUGCGCUACGUCAACCCUGCCCGCUCUCUUGCCGAACAGAACCUGGUGGCAUGCCAGAAUGGACGGGACAUUUACUUCUACACCAUCCGCCCUGUGGAGCCCAAACAGGAAUUGCUGGUCUGGUACAGUCAGGAGUUCGCCCAGAGGCUCUGCGGCCAGCAAGACGAUAUCAAACAGAAAUACACGAGUAACAAUGAAGACCAAGAGCAUGAGUAUGUGAAACAGCACUUACCUCAGCAGACGUGGCUUAAAGAAACAGCAAAGGAAGGGGUAAAAGAAGGGAAGGACAGUGACGCAGAAGAAAAGAUUGAUGUGGAGAUGUUGGAGAGAGACACUCCACCUGACACACCUGAUGACCAGAUUAUUGACUUCAGCAAAAAAGAUGAGCAGGACGAUAAGGAUCCAGAAGGAAGGGGCAUCAUUCCUUCCCCUCAGCUGGAGCACAGAGAGCCCAGUCUGGGUCUAAAUCAUCCUUACUUGCCAGAUCACUACUCUACAUUCCCAGCUCCACACAGGAAUCUUCCUCUUCACCUCCACGGGCUCUAUGGGCACAGAGAAGGCCUGGUGUCAUCUUACCCCCCAUUACAGUCCAGACCUCUCCAGCCUUCUUAUCAAUUCCUUCCUCCCUACAACCCACAUUAUCCUCGCCUCCUGCUCCCCCCAUACUCUCCUCCCUUUCAUGGGAUGCUGUCAUCGAGAGGCUCGCUCCAAUACAGCGGCUACCUCGGCGCUGACGGACUCCCGUAUCCCCCUAUCGGCGCACCUAAUCUUCUUCCAGUGUCUCUCUCCUACACCCCAUCUCCACAAGGAGGUCUGAAAGAGCUAACACCAAAUAUUUCCCCACCGAGAGGAGCCCCAGCCACUCCAGAGCUCUCCCCUCCCGCCAAGCCCAACAGCCACUAUCAGUCCCCUGAGCAGUCCCCCUCUGGCUGUGAGGAGGCUAUGAACCUAAGCCUGGCUACAACCAAAAGCAGCACUGCACCACGCAAUGGGCCUGGUCACAAAUCCCUGCCCUAUCCACUGAAGAAGCAGAAUGGAAAGAUCAAGUAUGAAUGUAAUAUCUGCUCAAAGACCUUCGGACAGCUGUCAAACCUCAAGGUUCACCUCCGAGUGCACAGUGGCGAGAGACCAUUCCAGUGUAACCUAUGUAAAAAGAGUUUCACUCAGCUUGCCCACCUACAGAAACAUCACCUGGUCCACACGGGAGAGAAACCACAUGAAUGUCAGGUGUGCCACAAGCGCUUCAGCAGCACCAGCAACUUGAAGACGCAUCUACGACUACACUCUGGGGAAAAGCCUUACCAGUGCAAGCUGUGCAACACCAAGUUCACGCAGUACAUCCACCUCAAGCUGCACCGCCGUCUCCACAGCAGCCGCGACCGUCCCUACCGCUGCCAGCUCUGCGCCCAGGCCUUUUUCCACCAUUUCUCUCUCUGCAUCCACCAGCGCAGCACCUGCCCAGCUAACUCCAGCAUGCCUGCCAAUGUGCACAUGAAAGAGAUGGUGGAGCGGUUUGAUGCCAGCCAAGAGGCAGACGCGCUCACAGAAGCAGCAUCAGCGUCUCAGGUUGGGGAAGCCGUCGAGCACUGGCUGGCUCGUACCUUAGAAGGUGAAGGAAAAGAAGACCAGAAGGAAGCCACCGUGCUGCUAAAAGCUCUGACUGCAGCUAUUAAUGCACCACUGACACCCAUGACCCAAUCGGCACCACACCACAAUCCCCCUCUCGCCUACCAGGAGAGGGCAAGCGUUGUUCAUCUCCACAAACGGCCAUCUGUGAAAACAGAAGGACAGUGAAAAGGAAUAUAAAGUUGAACAUACAGCAUAUAAUCUACCAAGAAUAUGAGUGUCACCAAAUGAAAUCUCCUAUUGUGCCAUACGAGGCAUAACAAGGAAUAUUAACUUACCCAAUCCAAUGAGCACAACACCAAAAGAAGAGCAUUCCAAAGACUGGGUGAUAGUAUUCAGUGAUUGUACUUUCUCCCAAACCUCAGUUAAAAAAGAUAAACAUGGGAGGUGUUGUUAAGCUGUGAAGUAUUUAAAAACCCUUUUACUCAGGUAGACGAUUGUUUUUUUGUGCUUUAACUUAUUCCUUUUUUUAAAUGCCAUCAGCGUUAU